Molecule: messenger RNA, 3575 nt
Organism: Coregonus clupeaformis (lake whitefish)
Lineage: Eukaryota; Metazoa; Chordata; Actinopteri; Salmoniformes; Salmonidae
Gene: ncoa7b
Product: nuclear receptor coactivator 7
Exons: 17
Coding region: 676-3135 (819 amino acids)
Biological process (GO): response to oxidative stress; regulation of transcription by RNA polymerase II
Cellular component (GO): nucleus
Source: RefSeq, a predicted model, not a curated record
CGCACGUGGCAUUUAGGCAAUGUUAUUAUCACGCGUAUCUUCCUCUUAUUGGCUAGAAUGGUCCCACCUGCCUCCCAUUUUUGAGGACAUGCAUUUCCUUUGUUAGAGCGGUCACUCGACUAUCUUGUCACUAUAUAACAUAUUUGUCUGGAAUGGUCGUAAUUGCGUUAUUUAGAAUUAUGAAAAUGCAUAGUUGCACCUAGCUAGCUUGGAUAAUAUAUUUAAAUGUUUUUAUGCAUGCAUGUCCACUACUUGCAAGUCGUAAACAUUAGUGUUGUCAACCAAGCUACUGAAUUCAUCCAUCUAUUUUUUUUCUCCGCCUUUUGUUACGGUAAACAAACUCUGGCUAAUGACAUCAGCUGUCAGUGUUGUCUUGUGUGGACCUUGUCCCGUCUGCGUAGAUAAGUGUCCACUCUCUCGCCACAGCUUUGCAGCAGCAUACAUGCUUACAGAGAGCAGACUCCUGUUGUUUCCAUAAUCAUCGGGAAAUCUCCGUUUUUUUCUGCACCACUGCCAGGGACAAGUUAAGCAAGAAAAGCAGGAUGUAGAAAAGUGGGAUAAGGUAGAGUGCAGUGCGAAAAGGAAAGGAGCGGAGAGGGGAUAGUCUGGACGUUCUGCCCACAGGCUCGGAGUGUGUAUGUGUUAGGGUGCAUGCAGCAUUAGACCACCGCACUGAUGGAGACGAGAGAGAGGAAGCCUGGCUACUUUGCCAGGCUGAAGAAGCGGCGACAGGUCAAGCAGAGCCAAUCAGAGAAGGCAAUGGCUGAGCAGAACCCGUCGGAUUCGUCCUCAAAGAUGCCCAUCAUCUCCUGCCCAGACCCUACUUUUUCUGAACCCCUGGAGAGGAUGAAACCUAACCCACCUGGAGGCUCAGAUGGCAGCAGCAACACGAGCAGCCAGGCCAAGCGAGAGAAGAGGAGGCCCCCCGGGACAGUGGAGUAUACCGUGGGACUCCAGGAAUCUCUAAGCAGCAUCUCUCUGAAGUUUAACAUCACCCCGAACAAACUGGUGCAGCUCAACCGCCUCUUCUGCCGCAUUAUCUAUCCUGGACAGAAGCUGUUUGUUCCUGACUUGGGCCAAUCGGGUGCCGACUCUCAGUCUGUGGGUUCUUCUGACCCCGCCUUCCCCAACGGUCUAUCAGAGAAGGUGUCACAGGAUGCAGACUCCAGCGGCAGGUCAGUAAGACCAUUACGACGGGAGCUGUCUCCCCCAUCCGAGGACGAGAGCCCUGCCACAGUCAAGUACAUUAAGAUGAGCUGCAAGUACUUUACUGACGGAAUGGGUGUGGUGGGAGGGGUGAUGAUCGUGACGCCCAACAACAUCAUGUUUGACCCUCACAAGUCGGACCCACUGGUGCUCGAGCACGGCUGUGAGGAGUACGGCCUGCUCUGCCCCAUGGAGGAGGUGGUGUCUGUGGCCCUCUAUGACGACAUCUCCCGCAUGAAGCUCAAGGACACACUGCCAUCAGACCUACCCCAGGAUCUGUGUCCUCUGUACAGGCCCGGGGAGUGGGAGGAGCUGCCGUCGGAGUGCGACCUCUACGAGGCGCUGGACCCCAAACGACCCAUCGUCCUGGACGACAUCAACUCUGCCCUGUCAGAGACUGUCAUAGGAAGGGCAGCGUGUGAGCCAGCAGACCAGUCUCCAUCAGAUGAGGGUUUCACAGAGCUGGAGCUUCCCUUGAACGGGAGCACUGAGGAACCGAAGAGCGGAUCCAGACCACCUGCCAGUGCUACCAACCAGGACCAGCAAGGAGAGCCCCCAGGAUCUAAUACCCCUAAACGGGUAAAGUCCCAGGACCAAUCCCUCUCUGACCCAAUCCCACUGACCUGGCAGAGAGGGGAGGAGGAGGAUGAAGGACUGGUACAGAACAGCUCAAUUGAGGACACGACAGAAUCAUUGCCUGUCUCAUCAGAGACUGAGAAAGACCGUGAACUCUUGAAGGAGAAGCCUGCUAGCCUAGCCACAGUCCAAGACAAAAACUCUACAGGGCAACUAGUGAACAGUGUUAGCAUUAGCGAACAAUCAGAAUCAGCAAUGGACCAAAACAGGAAGCUGAGCUUCAGUGAGACCGCUGAGGCUCUGGGAAAAUGUAGUUCUCGGGAACCCAGCCCUCCAGGCGAGCUGCAGAACGGACCAGUGGUAGAGGAGUGGCUGAGUGAGGAAGAGAAGCAGAAGAGGAGCAACAAAGCGGAGGUGAAGUCCUGGCUGCUGGAGAGGAUGCAGGCGCCCAUCCAAAACAUGCUGCUGUCCACGGAGGAGAAGAGUAAGACCCCUCCCAUGUUCCUUUGCCUCAAGGUGGGCAAGCCCAUGAGGAAGUCCUUCGUCAUUACCCGGUCAUCCAGCCCCGCCCACACGAGAGGAAAACAGCCGGAGUACUGGUUUGCUGUGCCCCAGGAGAGGGUGGACCACCUAUAUGCAUUUUUUGUCCAGUGGUCUCCUGAUGUGUACGGUAAGGAGGCCAGGGAGCAGGGCUUCGUGGUCGUGGAGAAGGAAGAGCUCAACAUGAUCGAUAACUUCUUCAGUGAUCCCGUGACCCCUCGCAGCUGGGAGAUCAUCAACGAGGCGAAGCGCAGGCAGAGUUUUGGCAGCUACGAAGGGGAGGAGCCUUCGGGGGAUCUACUGCCCAUGCUCAGUGACCCCAGCGCUCUGCUACAGGACACACACAUAGAGAAGCUUGCGUGUCGGCUGCCGGCGCGGGUGCAGGGGUAUCCAUGGAGACUGGCUUACAGUACGGUGGAACACGGGACCAGCCUAAAGACCCUGUACAGGAGCCUAUUGGAUGUGGACAGCCCUGUGCUACUGGUCAUCAAAGACAUGAACAACCAGUUGUUUGGGGGAUACUCUACCCAUCCCUUCAGAGUAAGUGAGCACAGCUAUGGCACGGGAGAGACCUUCCUCUUCAGCUUCUGCCCUGAGAUCAAGAUGUACAACUGGACUGGGGAGAACUCCUACUUUGUUAAAGGCAACAUAGAUUCUCUUCAGAUGGGAGGAGGAGGAGGUCAGAUAGGGCUGUGGGUGGACGCUGACCUGCACCACGGCACCACCUCCAGCUGUGCCACAUUCCACAACCAGCCCCUCUCCACCCAGAAGGACUUCACCAUCCACAGUGUGGAGGUCUGGGCCUUCGAGUAGCCUCCCUCCACCUCCAGUCUCCCCCAAACCCAACCCACACUGGGGGGGAACCAAGACCUAGCUUCAACGCCCACCCCUUUACCAGAAUGGGGAGCUGACGAUUUGACAUGGUUUAUGCCAGCCGGUUUGAUGUGGUUGGACCUGGUUUGUCCUGGUGGUGGAUGUGUGAAAAUCUGUGGCUGGUUUAUUUCCCUUUCACUCUAUUUGUUACAUUAAGGUUCUCGCAUGCUUCCUAGUCAAAACGUGGCGUGCCGGUUCACGCAUUUAUUAUGACGAGAUUUUGAAAUUUUUGUUCGUUUUGGUGUUUGGCAGGGUUUUUUUCCAGCUGUUCACACACAAGUCUAAGUUCGGUAGCCUAAGUCUACUCCCCUUCGUCGGUGAUUGGUCAACAGUAGGGAUUCAUCAAAUCAAAUUUUAUUGGCCACAUGCGCCGAAUACAA